Mizuhopecten yessoensis (Yesso scallop) is the source of this 5216-nucleotide messenger RNA. Its product is annotated as myotrophin-like. Gene Ontology annotation, molecular function: protein binding. Lineage: Eukaryota; Metazoa; Mollusca; Bivalvia; Pectinida; Pectinidae. The record is from RefSeq and is a predicted model, not a curated record. Bases 81 to 443 code for a protein of 120 amino acids. Gene Ontology annotation, biological process: regulation of barbed-end actin filament capping. The transcript is spliced from 4 exons. Gene Ontology annotation, cellular component: cytoplasm; nucleus.
AAAAGACUGCUCGAAGGGUGAGAUUACUUCCGGUUUCUUACUUUGUUAAUGAAGCAAGAUAACCCGUACAUUUAAGGAAAAUGUCCGAGGAAAGAGGUCUUCAAUGGGCUAUACAAAAUGGUGACAUCAAUUCUGUCAAAGAACAAUUGAGCAAGGGUGCCAGUGUAAACGAAAUUGUAAAGAACAGAGCUCCCCUGCAUUUUGCUGCAGACUAUGGACAGGUGGAGGUUCUAAAAUUAUUACUGGAAAAGGGUGCAGAUGUAAAUGUUAAAGAUAAAUACGAUAUAACUCCAAUAUUGGCAGCAAUAUAUGAGGACCAUGUGGAGUGUGUAAAAAUUCUGUUAGAGAAGGGCGCAUCUCCAGAUGGCAAAACUCUAGAAGGACAAUCAUACGAUGAAGUUGCAUCAGAUUCUGUGAAGAAGUUAUUGAAAGAGUUCAAGUGAAAAUGCUAAAUAAUUUUCAUUGGAAGUGAAACUGUGACAGAUUGAUAGUGCUAUACAAUUCAAUAGAGUCUGGAUGGAAUUUCUUUAGAAUAUUUGAUAGAAUUGAGUUACUUUCACCAGCACCAUAAAGGAUGGUCAUCAUGCAGAGCUUCAGUUGACUUACAAUCAGUUUAUACACGUUUUUUUUUUCAUUUUGUUAUUUAUAUAUACACAUUAUAAUCUUUGAUUGUUAAAUAGUUUUAAUCUAGUUCUAUAAUUGGUGUAACCAUCUAGUUUAAAUAUUGUUGUCAAGAAGCAUUUUUUUUCAUAUAUUUAUUGGAAUUGGCUUAUUUUAUAAAUCUUAGGCUUUACAAACAUGCACAUUCUUUCAACAAGUGAAUGCAUGAAAACCAUUGUUCCUAAUACACACAAAAUGAAUACACUGUGGCAACUCCUUAGUCGGAGAUCAGCUAAUGAAACAGUGUAAGGGAGAUUAUGUCCCAGCUGCUAUGCCGUGUUUGGACACAAGCACAGGCCUGUGGCAACUGAAACUUCUACAGGUCGACUGCAAUUGGCUAAAAUUUGUAUACAUACUUGGUAUCCAAAAAAUAUCUGUUGGUUAAUGCCAAUUCUUAGAUUUUCAAAAGAUCACAGUUUUGAUGCCCACAUGCUGAUAUUCUGCGAAGUUCAAUUUCCUUGUGUAUCUGAAAAAUUUGCUCUCCUGACACUUCAUGGUACAUUCAGCUAUGAACGAAUCACAUUUAACAAAUGAUAAAUCAUAUUAAAACAGAGAAUUAAUUUUUGUGUUUCCAUGUCCUAAAAAUUCAUGUGGUGCAUUUUUUCAAUUCAACAACAGAUUUGUAUUAAAUGGCUAUAGUCCUGUUGAAGUCAAAUGUGUAAUAAGUGCAAAGUCAAAGAAAUGUCAUACUUCGAUGAAAGAAUACAAAAAUAUAUCACUACAGUAUUCAAAGUAUUAUUUGAUUGAUUCUCGGUGCAUAUUUGCUGAGGUCAAUAUUGUGUAUACUGGCAUCAGUGUUUAUCGCACCAGAGCAUAUUCUACUAGGGAUCAGUAUUGUUGGCUUUCAUAUUUAUAUGAAAAUAGCACUUAAUUCAGUUUUACCUACAAAUUUUUUCCUCAAUUGUAAUUUGUGAGAUCUACAAGGUAAGAACUAAAGGGAUAGCUUUUGAUAACAGAAUCGAUAUUCAACAGCAUUUCACGCAAACAAUCCUGGUUGGGUUUUUUUACGUUGUUCAUUUAGACAUCACAAAAGAAUUACAUCAACAAUGGAAAUAAAAAGUUUAUUGAAAAAUAGUCAGAUAUCUACAGCUGGUUACAAUAUGCGUACAGUGCCUACACCUUUAAUAGUUGUAUAAACCACCUAGAGGUUAUUAACUGCAAAUUUUAUUGGAUGUAUAUUGACUAAAUUCCAGUAUUAGCUGUUGCAUGAGAAAGUGGAAUAUACAUUUGUAAUUACUGUAGAAAUGUCUAUUCUGAGAAAAAUAUGAAUUGACAGUUCUAAACCUUGAUGUUAAACGAUAUCUGUAUGGGUAUCUAUGAUAUGAAAAAUUAAAGUGUUUAAUUUUCAGUUCAGUGUGCAGUGCAAUUUUCUUGAUAGAAAAUUUACUUUUACUUACCUAUUCAACAUGUACUGUGUGGAAUUCAAAACUGAAUUGACAUUUGUUUGUUUUGUAUUAAGGUACAUGUAUUAUAUAAAAAAAAAUAACAGAAUUCUGAACCGAUAGUAUCAUUUCAGUUUUUUGGCAUUUAUGGUGUACUGUUCAAUAAUUUAAGAAAAUAAACACCUUUAAUUGUUUUUCCCAAUCCCUAGUGCACAUACAAUGGUGUACAUGUACAUAAUAAAAAUCAGGGUGUAAGCCAAGGGACCAAAUCUACGAUGAUUGAAAAUAUUAUGGAAUCUGAAAUGUAUCAACAAGGAAAGAAAAUUAACAUAAUUGACCAGGAAAUAGUUCUUACCAGGAAUCAAGUGACCUUAUGUACACCUAGAGACCAAGGUUGUAUAAUAAAACUUGGUUUCAAAACUUGACAUUUAAAACCUUUAAAAAUAGUGCAAUGCAGAUUAGAAAGAUGCAAAUCAUAGCAUAAAUUUGAAUCAGAAUUUAAUACUGAAACUAACAAAAUAAAUGAAAUAUAUUGAUUACUUUUCAGUCUUAUUGUAAUAAACGUGCUUAGGGGGUAGGCAGUUUAAAUGCAGAAGAAUGUGUUACUGUAUGCGAGAUGUAACCAGAGUGAUGUAUAUUAUUCUUAAUGAAAAUAUUUAUGUUGGACAAACUUUGGUGCUAUGAUGCAUGUACAGUGGAACUUUGUUUGUCCAGACUUUGAUCAUAUGGAAAUAUUUCUUGGAUGCGUAAACCUAGAAGAUGAAACUUAACAUUCCUUGACACUUAUUCUGAGUGCAAAAAGUAAGAACUGAGUUCCAUAAAGUCCCAUGUAAUAUGCAUAUUACAGAGUAGUCCACAGUAGUGGACAAUAACUAACUAAUGUCUUCUUAAUAAGGUAGGUAGAACAACAAUGCAAAACAUCACAAACAAGACAGUGUCUCCUUAAUAUUACAUAAAAGUUGAAGGUAGCACACCAGUGUUAGGUAAAACAAAAAACUUGCUCUAGCUUGUUGCACAACAGUAAAAAAAAUAUGAGUUUACCAGUGUCUCCCUUAAUUAAUUUAGUUGCAUACUAGUAAGAUAUAAAACAAUCUUAAUGAUGUGUUAUUUAGAUUUCAUUCAACACCUGUAUUACAUUAAGUAAAGCAUCUGUAAGGUUUUGUAAACACUAUAAACUGGUGUGCAGUCUGUAAGAUUUUUAUACACACUAUAAACUGGUGUGCAGUCUGUAAGAUUGUAUACACUAUAAACUGGUGUGCAGUCUGUAAGAUUUUUAUACACUAUAAACUGGUGUGCAGUCUGUAAGAUUGUAUACACUAUAAACUGGGGUGCAGUCCGAAAGAUUUAAUACACACUAAACUGGUGUGCAGGCUGUAAGAUUGUAUACACACUAUAAACUGGUGUGCAGUCUUUAAGAUUUAAUACACACUAUAAACUGGUGUGCAGUCUGUAAGAUUGUAUACACUAUAAACUGGUGUGCAGUCCGAAAGAUUUAAUACACACUAAACUGGUGUGCAGGCUGUAAGAUUUUAUACACUAUAAACUGGUGUGCAGUCUGUAAGAUUUAAUACACACUAUAAACUGAUGUGCAGGCUGUAAGAUUGUAUACACACUAUAAACUGGUGUGCAGGCUGUAAGAUUUAAUACACACUAUAAACUGGUGUGCAGGCUGUAAGAUUGUAUACACACUAUAAACUGGUGUGCAGGCUGUAAGAUUGUAUACACACUAUAAACUGGUGUGCAGGCUGUAAGAUUUAAUACACACUAUAAACUGGUGUGCAGGCUGUAAGAUUUUAUACACACUAUAAACUGGUGUGCAGGCUGUAAGAUUGUAUACACACUAUAAACUGGUGUGCAGGCUGUAAGAUUUAAUACACACUAUAAACUGGUGUGCAGGCUGUAAGAUUUUAUACACACUAUAAUUUGGUGUGCAGGCUGUAAGAUUUUAUACACUAUAAACUGGUGUGCAGGCUGUAAGAUUGUAUACACACUAUAAACUGGUGUGCAGUCUGUUAGGUAUAACCUCUUUUAAAGUAGAUAGCACACCCCAAAGACAUAUCCACUAGUUAAUGUGUGGAUUGGAAAAUCUGUCUACUUUUUACUUUAUAUUUCACCCAAACACAGGGGGUGUGACAUGAACUUUUACAUGUCAUACAAGUAAUAUUGGCAAAAGUUAAUUUACCCUAGGUUUGCUUUUUGGAAACUACAAUGUCUGGACUAACUAAGUACCUCUGUGCAGCCUUGUGUAAUAUAGAGCCUCAAAUUUACAAAUCCUGUAGGAGGAUUCUAGUAGUUAUAACAUCCAUAUAUUUUAUAAGUUAAUUCUCCGUCAUACAUGUACUAGUUUGACUUGAUGCAUUGCUUUUAUUGUUUUGUACCUGGAAGUUAGCUGGCAGCUUCACAGGCAAACAUCAGAAAAUGUCUCUUCGAAGACUUGUAGAUGGAAGUGAAUUGAUCCCUCAUUCUGAACAAGUUCAAGAGAAAUGCAUGUGUGUGGAAUAGUUGAUUGAUGCAAAUGUCUGCUAUAUAUUUUUAGUUAGCUAGUUUCAUCGGGAUGAAAUUGUUUGCUCAAUCUUACUAUCAAUAUCUGAAACAAUAACAGAUGUUUGUAAUAUGUACUUAAGAUGUGAACUGUGACGGUGCAAUUUUGAUAAUUUUUGUUGCAUCCAAGAUUUCUAAUUUGAUUAUGGCCCUUUGUUGAUUUCCACUGUUACAUUAGGUACAACCCAAUUUGACCAACUUUGCAUUGUUUUAUCACAAUAUGCCCAGUAUUGACAUCGAAAGAAAUAAAAUUUGAUGGCUACUUUCUGUAAUUUUUCACGAAAUCUAUGUUACAAUGUAAAUAAUCAUAGUUUCCCCGUUUCAUACAAGAUGGAUGAACCUUGUUCCAUUGCAUUAAUUUAUUUUGCCAAAAUGAUCUAUUUCAAGAAUGUUGGUCAUUUUAAGAAAGGCCGAGCCUUAGGUACCAUAUAUAUAGCUACAACAGCAGAGUGUAGAUGGUUAGUUAGAAGGCUCAAGUUUUCUGCUUCAUACCAUACAUUAGGUUACUUGUCAACUAGCUAUUCCCCAAGGGUUUGUCUCCUCGAGUAAAAGUUAUUGUUCAGAUGAAACACGUACAACGCUUGAUACAUUGUAUUAAAAUGUCAACAUUUACAAUAAAUGUUAUUUAUAAGA